ACAAACAACCAUUCACACUCACAUUCAUACCUAUGGACAAUUUAGAGUCUCCAAUUAACCUAACAUGCAUGUUUUUGGAAUGUGGGAGGAAACCGGAGUACCCGGAGAAAACCCACGCACGGGGAGAACAUGCAAACUCCACACAGAAAUGCCCAGCGGAGAUUCGAACCCAGGUCUUCCAUGCUAACCACUAGACCCCUGUGUGGCCCUAGUAUUCUCAUUCUUCUCAUUCUUGUGGGAACAGUAUACCAUUUGUUUUCUUAAGCAACCUCUAUGGUACAACACAUACUGUGUACAGUAUCAUAAACAAGUGGAUGAUGCGUGGUGGUAAAAGUUGUCUACCACCAUACAUGUCUAGCUCCAAAGGCACAAUGUUUGAUACAGGUCUGGUAUUCGAUCCUUUUGGAUUGUGCAGUUGUAGCUAAUGUUUUGUCUGGUGGGUGUAUAUUUAUUUUGGCUUAUAUUGAAAGGUUGCAUCAUGCAAAACACAACAAAUCCAGAAUGCUACAUUUGCAUAGAUGAACAAUCACAUGUUAACAGCAGCGGGUGCCACAGCAAUGCUGUGACUUUAACUGGAACUCAAAUCACCUGCCUGCCCUACUCCAGUCAUAUGAACCCACGUGAAUGUAUAAUUAGAAACAUGCCAGUGAUAUGCACAUUGUGUUUAAGAGAAAAGAAGGAGGAAAUGAGACUGUCACUUUCAAUGAUGCAGGCGUUUCCCUGAAGUUAUUUUGUGUGUGUGUGGGGGGGGGGAUAAUGAAACGCUCCAGUCUUGGCAUGACAGCAUGUCAAGCAAAAAAAAAAAAAAAAAUGGCAGUGGGACUGCAAUGAAAGCAACAGCUUGGUAAAGAUAGGCCAUGCAGACUGGCAGCCUUGGACAGAUGGGAGGGAGGAAGAGGAGCAAAAAGUGACGUGACAGAGCCCUGGUCGUGCGCUCUGAGGAUUUUGUCAUCCAUCAGUGUUUCUAGUGACGUUUCCAUUACUGUGGUCUCGCAUGGCUGAGCAGGAGGAGGCAGUGGUGAUGACUGAGAGGCCAGCACUGACCACCAACAACCUUCAUGAUCUUCUUAUGGUUACCCUCGGGCAGGUUCGCCAUUGCGGAGUCCAAUCGGGUCGAUCCUCCAUAUAUCCCGCGAGUUCCACAGAGCUCACCUCUCCUGCAUCCCUCCUCAACACGUCCACGUACAUUAGCAUGGGACAGAGUUGGCUCCCAUAGUGUCAGCUUGCUCGCCGGACAUUCCAGAUGUCACUGGUAGCGCUGUCGAGAGCAACUGGUUAUAGCCUUCUCAUACCAGGAAUGACGUACACUGACUUCAGCAGUGUGUAGGGACAAUGAGGAUGGGUGCUGGAGGCCAGCUGACGGAGAUGGGGAACAACGUUUACACCUGGGAGGAGAUCCAGAGACACUGUAGCAGGAACGAUCAGUGGUUGGUCAUUGAUCGAAAGGUUUACAACAUCACACAGUGGGCCAAGAGGCAUCCUGGAGGUUUUCAGGUCAUCCACCAUUAUGCUGGAGAGGAUGCCACGGAUGCAUUCACUGCUUUUCAUCCCGAUAAGAAGUUUGUGCAACGCUUUCUGAAGCCGCUGCUGAUUGGAGAGCUGGUGGAGACAGAACCCAGUCAGGACAGACAGAAAAAUGCUACAGUCAUAAAGGACUUCCAGGCUUUACAUGCUCAAGCAGAGUGCCAAGGUCUGUUUCAAGCCCAGCCCAUCUUCUUCCUGGCCCACCUGGCUCACAUCCUGCUGCUGGAGUUCCUGGCCUGGAUGCUGGUGUGGUUCUGGGGCACCAGUUGGCCCCUAACACUGUUCUGUGCUGUCCUGUUGGCGAUUGCGCAGUCCCAGGCAGGCUGGUUGCAGCAUGAUUUUGGUCACCUGUCUGUGUUCAAAAGGUCCACAUGGAAUCGUGUCGUCCACAAGUUUCUCAUUGGACACUUAAAGGAUAUGGCCUGGUCAGUGUCUUACUACCUUCGCUACUUCAGCUGUUAUGUUCCCCUUUAUGGUCUUCUGGGCUCAAUAGUGCUCAUCAUCUUUGUCAGGUUUCUGGAGAGCCACUGGUUUGUGUGGGUGACUCAGAUGAAUCAUCUGCCGAUGGCUAUCGACCAUGAGAAGCAUCAGGACUGGCUCACCAUGCAGCUACAAGCCACCUGCAACAUCGAGAAAUCCUUCUUCAACGACUGGUUCAGUGGACAUCUCAACUUCCAGAUUGAACACCACCUUUUCCCAACAAUGCCACGUCACAACUUCCACCGGGUGGCGCCGCUGGUGCAUGCGCUCUGUAAGAAACACAAGAUUCCAUACCAAGUGAAGUCUUUGAGGCAAGGCCUCGCUGACGUCAUCAACCAUUCAGAGGUGGACUUGCUGGAUCAUUGUCCUGCUGCAGAACACAAGUUGGUUUCAGCUUGCGGUCACAAACAGACAUUCUCCGGACAUUCUCCUUCAGGAUCUUUUGGUAGACAGCAGAAUUCAUGGUUCCAUUUAUCACAGCAAGUUUUCCAGGUCCUGAAGCAGCAAAACAGCCCCAGACCAUCACACUACUACCACCAUAUUUUACUGUUGGUAUGAUGUUCUUUUUCUGAAAUGUAAUAGGACACACACCUUCCAAAAAGUUCAACUUUUGUCUCGUCAGACCACAGAGUAUUUUCCCAAAGGUCUUGGGACCUCGUCAGGAUGUUUUCUGACAAAAUUAAAACAAGCCUUAAUAUCCUUUUUGUUCGGGAGUGGUUUUCGUCUUGGAACUCGGCCAUGCAGGACGUUUUUGCCCAGCGUCUUUCUUAUGGUGGAGUCAUGAACACUGACCUUAACUGAGGCAAGUGAGGCCUACAGUUCUUUGCAUGUUGUUGUGGGGUCUUCUGUGACCUUUUGGAUGAGUAGUCGCUGCGCUCUUAGGGGUAAUUUUGGUUGGACAACCACCCCUGGUGCUCUAAAUGGCUUUAUUGCCUUUGCCAGACUGAUAGAUCUCAAUUAAUCUCAGUUAAGUUAUGUUUUAACAGGAGAGUCAAUCACUUUUUCACACAGGAUCAUGUAGGUUUGGAUUUUUUCUCCCUUCAUAAUAAAAAGUUUCAUUUAAAAACUGCAUUUUAUGUUCAGUUGUGAUGUGAUUGAAUAAUAUUUAUAUUUGUUUGAUGAUCUUAAACAUUUAAGUGUGCCAAACAUGCAAAAAAAAAAAAAAAAAUCAGGAAGGGGGCAAACUUUUUCACACCGCUGUAUAUAGUGGCAGUAUUUGUGGACGCCCGGCACAGAUUUUUUCAGAUUUAGAUUUAGAUUAGUUCACUCUCACUCACAAACACAUUAUAAUGGGAAUUUCUGUGUAGCUUGUCUUUACAGCUCUGCACAGUAGAUGGCAUUGUAAUCUGACUUCUUAACACACCUUAUACGUGUAACAGUGGUCAUCCUGCACGGUCCAGCCUUGCACACACCGACGCCCGAUCCCGAGACUCGAGCAUGCUAGCCGGGAGGCUGAAAGCCCAGGCUGCCAACCUACUGACCAGCACGGCUCUUCAGGAAGUGAGGUUUAUGUAACGUACUAUUUCACAGCUAAGCUAGCUGACCCUUACAUACGCGCGUAAACCACAGCUAACCUGGCCGCACAUUACAACGCAUCUGUUCAUCUUUAUAGUGGGAUAUUAGAUGCACAAUGAUGCGUACAUUAUCCUUCAAAUCAGCACACACUUACAUGAAGCUGAUUAUGGUGCUUUACACAAGACGGCAAACCAUAGCAAUCCUUACGUAUUAAGGGUGUCACGAGACACCCAACUCACAAGACGAACCGAUGAGCAAGAUUGGGUCAAUGGGAACAAGACGAGAUGUUAACAUAAACUUUAAGAACAGUACAAUGAAAAAAUAUGACUGAACAAACAAACUUCUGUUUGUCACAGGACAUUGCAGGUGCAUUUUGAAAUGCGUAUUGUCCCACAAAUUGAUGCUAAACGAUAUUGUCAACAUUUUUGGAGACUAAAUAAACAAUUAAUGCUAUGAUGAUAUUUUAUAACAAAUAACAAUAAUAUUCAUCCAUCCAUCAAUUUUCUACACUGCUUGUCCUCACUAUGGUUGCGGAGAUGCUGGAUAAUAUAAUGUACACUGUAUAAUAAAAUACACUGUUGUAAAGUUGGAAUUGCUGUUUGUGACAUGUACUGUAGUUCCUCUCAGGCAAUUCAUACGGUCUGUCGCACUUUUCAGCAUUUCUUGAAAUACUUGGCUUUUCGACUGUAUUAAAGAGCAGCAUUUCUUUUGUGAUGAUUUUCUCUGAACGCACAUCAUUUUGCGCUGCUCCGGUUGUAUUUACUUUGCCGACCAAACAUCUCAGUGUGUGUUGGCUGUCAGGACGACUGACAAGGUCGAGUGAAGUCCCAAAUCACAACCUUAAAAUUUUGUAGUCUUCACAGUUCAUAAGCACUAGAGGUGCCACGAUACACUCAGUUCACGAGAUGAGACAAUUCACAAUAUAAUUUAUAUUAAAAUAAUGCCGACAGUACUAAUCAUUUAUGUUGAUGUGUAGUAAUGUAAAGACAUGUAAAGACAAAAUCUGCAUUAUUCAACAAUAAAGAACUAGAGUUCCCAUGAUGCUUAGAGUGCCGUUUCAGGAAGUAGUAGCAUCUGUUUUGCAUAAUGUCAAACUAUCAAAUGUUUUGAUCCAAGUCAUAUGCAGCGGUCAUGUUUUAAUCUGACAAAUCUUAAGUAACUUUUAUCAAAUUUCGCCUCCAAAGUCAUCAAAAUUGUGACUCCAGUCCAAGUCGUAUGACUCAAGUCCACACCUCUGGUAAACUGUAUAGGAAAUACCACUCGAGUGGCUUCAUUAAUAAUAAAUAUGAAUGUGUAGGUCUUAAAAACAGAUGUCGGGCUUGAAAGUACAGUACAGUUCCAUCAUUAAAAUGACAAGAGUGCCCUCUCAUUCAUCUAAUCUAGUGAGAUGAUUAACACACCUCAAUAUUUUGACUCCAGAGUGUUGUGUACUUGGAGACAAGAUUAUGUUAAUGAUGGCUGUCCAUACCGACAAAGAUAACGAGUUGCACUUGUUCAGCAUUCCUCCUCUUGUCCUACUCCAAUUAACAAUAAUUGGAUGUGACAGCUAAAUUACACUAUACACGUCCUCAAAUCAUUUUCUUUCACAAUUUCGCCACUACAUAUAAUCAACAGGAAAUAUAAGAUUGCAGCCCACAAAUAUAUUUUGAAAUAAUAUAAUGGGCCUUGUACUUCAUCACGAGCUCUUCAUAUGAUGUACUAGCCAUGUGUCUCUGGAUU
Messenger RNA from Dunckerocampus dactyliophorus (ringed pipefish), 5238 nucleotides. It is a transcript of the gene fads2, whose product is annotated as fatty acid desaturase 2. The transcript is spliced from 13 exons. Gene Ontology annotation, cellular component: membrane. NCBI's taxonomy places the organism in Eukaryota, Metazoa, Chordata, Actinopteri, Syngnathiformes, Syngnathidae. Gene Ontology annotation, biological process: lipid metabolic process. Bases 1333 to 2562 code for a protein of 409 amino acids. Gene Ontology annotation, molecular function: oxidoreductase activity, acting on paired donors, with oxidation of a pair of donors resulting in the reduction of molecular oxygen to two molecules of water. The record is from RefSeq and is a predicted model, not a curated record.